AUGGACUACCAAACGGAUGCAGUCGGCGGCAAUGAAGUGGAGGAGCAGCUGCAGCGUUUUCAGCAGGCUAUAGAGGACCUGCGCGAGGCUCUCAGUGAGCUGGCAGCUGCCCCUUUGGCGAACAGCCAAGAAAGGCAAAUGAAAGUAUUUCAAAUAAACAGAGUCAAACAGGAGGCGGCUGUCUGCAGCCGUUCGCUCUCUCUAGAGCUGCGCUGCUCCUCUUCAGUCUUGAGCCCCGAGGUGAUCUCUCGGCUGGUGCGGCGGCAGCAGCAGCUGCGGCAAGAGUUCGCGGCGCUGAGUGCCGAGUGUGAAGAGCAGCUGCUGACGGUGAGCAAAGACCAGCUGCUGGAGCGAUAUGGGAAGACGCACGAGCCGACACAGGACCAAGACCUCAGCCCGCAGCAGCAGCGGCAGCAACUCGUCAUGCUGGGAGAUGAAGUGCAGGACAAGACUCAGUUGAGCCUGGCGCGCACGCAGCUGCAAGUGGCCGAGACGGAGGACAUGGGGGGGGCGAUCCUGCAGCGAAUGCAGCAGCAGAACGAGCAGCUCGACAACGUAAAGGACAAACUGGAAGAUGUCGAGUUCAACAUUGGCCGAACGAAGAAGACGGCGCAGGCCAUCGCAAAGAACGCAGCCAGCGACCGAUGCCUGCAGUGCCUUUGCUGCUGCGUCGUUCUGCUUCUUAUUGCCUCAGUCGUGCUCAUCGCCCUGCCGGGAAGAUGA
This is a messenger RNA of Eimeria necatrix, 723 nucleotides long. Its product is annotated as vesicle transport v-SNARE domain-containing protein, putative. Bases 1 to 723 code for a protein of 240 amino acids. Gene Ontology annotation, molecular function: SNARE binding; SNAP receptor activity. The record is from RefSeq and is a predicted model, not a curated record. The transcript has 3 exons. Gene Ontology annotation, cellular component: late endosome membrane; SNARE complex; ER to Golgi transport vesicle membrane. Gene Ontology annotation, biological process: vesicle fusion. NCBI's taxonomy places the organism in Eukaryota, Apicomplexa, Conoidasida, Eucoccidiorida, Eimeriidae.